Molecule: messenger RNA, 5271 nt
Organism: Gadus morhua (Atlantic cod)
Lineage: Eukaryota; Metazoa; Chordata; Actinopteri; Gadiformes; Gadidae
Gene: grm5b
Product: glutamate receptor, metabotropic 5b
Exons: 18
Coding region: 937-4911 (1324 amino acids)
Biological process (GO): G protein-coupled receptor signaling pathway
Cellular component (GO): membrane
Molecular function (GO): G protein-coupled receptor activity
Source: RefSeq, a predicted model, not a curated record
GUCAAAGCCCCACAAAUAGUUGGCGCCACCAGGUAGCAUGGCUCUUUAACGCGACAAAAACAACCGAUAAAGCUCAAACAUAGGCUACAGUACUUACGCCAGUCUUGGAACAGUAUAAGGAGACAAGGGAAUGAAAAAGGAGCUAGUGUGAAAUCAAGACACGAAUUAGGACGUUGCAUUGUAGCCUACAUUUACAAAAUCCAGUCCUCCCCCUCGUCAAGCUCCCCCUUUUUUAAGCAAAGACACAAUAUCGGACGGUACGCAAUUGAAAAAAGGUACGAGGAAGACACGUGUGUAGAUCGGUGGCGAUAGUCGAGGCACACAGAGGAGACGACAUGAAGCUGGGAGGCGGGAGAAGGGGCGGAAGGCGCGGAGAGGAGAGGGGCGCCGGAGUUUGUUGAGGAGCGGGAGGAAGGGACGCGCGCGGCACACUGUGCGUGAUUGGAGAACCGAGGAUCCUGGUGCGAGGCGAGCCACAGCAGCACUAGCAGCACACAGGUACAGCUCGCGCUCUCUCAGCCGUUACGGGACACUAUAAGAGCCGUCAUUUGAACACGUUGAACAAGCGUUGAUUGAUUCCUUCCACGGUGGGAGAGGAGAGAGAGGCUGGUCCAUGAGGUUAUGUGACUCUGCCCGUCUCAAGCUGUUACUAUGGAAGCCAACUCUGCCUUAUAAUUGGGGGAGCUGGGAGUUUCUUUCGUCCAAUGAGAUAAUAAUUUUGAUUCCUCAAGUUCCAAUGCUUUCCUCAUCUCUGUUGCCGUGAGGCUCUUGAAAAAAACGUUGAAGAGCAGAAACAGUUGACCACGAGGCAGACUGUCGACGACGCCAACCACCACGACCACCGCUUGGAAAACCUCUUCUGCCCAUUACACAUUGCAAUGACAGUUCCAUAGAACACCUGUUUCCUGGCACAGCUCUAAGCCCGUCGUAGCCAUCAUGACGCCCGCCGACCUGACCAAUAAGAUGCUCUGGUUGCUGCUAUGCUUUGCCAUGUGGGCGGGGCCUAAGGAAGCCCUCACUACCCAAUCCAAUGAGCGGCGAGUUGUUGCCCACAUUCCCGGUGAUAUCAUCAUUGGAGCGCUGUUCUCCGUGCACCACCAACCCCCUGCGGACAAGGUGCACGAGCGCAAAUGCGGUGCGGUGCGCGAGCAGUACGGGAUCCAGCGCGUGGAGGCCAUGAUGCACACGCUGGACCGCAUCAACGCCGACCCCCGCAUCCUGCCCAACAUCACGCUGGGCUGCGAGAUCCGCGACUCCUGCUGGCACUCGGCCGUGGCCCUGGAGCAGAGCAUCGAGUUCAUCCGCGACUCCCUGGUCUCCUCCGACGAGGCCGACGAGUGGGGGGCCGGGGGGGUUCACGGUGGAGGAGGAGGAGGCGGUGGGGGCGCAGGAGGAGGAGGAGCUCCCAGGUGUGCGGACCCGGCGGCCACGCCCAUGAGGGGGAAGAAGCCCAUCGUGGGUCUGAUCGGGCCGGGGUCCAGCUCGGUGGCCAUCCAGGUGCAGAACCUCCUGCAGCUGUUCAACAUCCCGCAGAUCGCCUACUCCGCCACCAGCAUGGACCUCAGCGACAAGAGCCUGUUCAAGUAUUUCAUGAGGGUGGUGCCCUCAGACGCUCAGCAGGCCAGAGCCAUGGUUGACAUUGUAAAGAGAUACAACUGGAGCUACGUGUCCGCCAUACAUACUGAAGGUAACUACGGCGAAAGUGGGAUGGAAGCUUUCAAGGACAUGGCAGCCAAAGAAGGAAUCUGUAUUGCACAUUCUGGUAAGAUCUGGAGCAACGCCGGGGAGCACAGCUUCGACCGGCUGCUGGAGCGGCUGCGCGCCCACCUGCCCAAGGCCCGGGUAGUGGCCUGUUUCUGCGAGGGCAUGACCGUCCGCAACAUCCUCAUGGCCAUGCGGCGGAAGGGCCUUGUGGGGGAGUUCCUUCUGAUCGGCAGCGACGGCUGGGCCGACCGCUAUGACGUGACGGACGGCUACGUCCGCGAGGCGGCGGGGGGCAUCACCAUCAAGCUCCAGUCGGCGGACGUCAAGUGGUUCGACGACUACUACCUGAAGCUGCGGCCGGACAACAACCACCGCAACCCCUGGUUCCCCGAGUUCUGGCAGCACCGCUUCCACUGCCGGCUCAAGGGACACCCCCAGGAGAACCCCAAGUACAACCGCACCUGUAGCAGUGAGUACGGCAUUCCUACCUUCAAGCGCGAGUCUCUUCGCCAGCAGUAUGCCCAGGACACUAAGAUGGGGUUUGUGAUAAACGCCAUCUACUCCAUGGCGUACGGCCUGCAUAACAUGCAGCAAGCCCUCUGCCCCGGCUACCAGGGCCUCUGCGAUGCGAUGCGACCCAUCGAUGGAGCCACACUGCUGGAUUUCCUCAUGAAAACCAACUUCACAGGCGUGUCCGGGGAGGGGAUCCUGUUCGACGCCAACGGAGAUUCACCUGGCAGGUAUGAGAUCAUGAAUUUCAAGAAGAUGGGCAAGGACUACUACGACUACAUCAAUAUCGGCACCUGGGACCGCAGGGGCUUGAGGAUCGACGACGACGAGGUCUGGGCCAGCAAGGACGCCAUCCUGAAGUCUGUGUGCAGUGAGCCCUGUGAUAAAGGACAGAUCAAGGUGAUCCGUAAAGGCGAGGUGAGCUGCUGCUGGACCUGCACCCCCUGUAAGGAGAACGAGUUUGUGUUCGACGAGUACACCUGCCGCGCCUGUGAACUUGGCUCCUGGCCCACCGACGACCUCACAGGCUGUGAUCCAAUCCCAGUGGAGUAUCUGCGCUGGGGGGAUCCUGAGCCAAUCGCUGCCGUUGUCUUCGCCUGUCUGGGCCUCAUGUUCACAUUCUUUGUGACGGCUGUCUUCAUCAGGUUCAGAGACACCCCGGUGGUGAAGUCCUCCAGCCGGGAGCUUUGCUACAUCAUCCUGGCUGGGAUCUGUCUGGGCUAUCUGUGCACCUUCACACUCAUCGCCAAGCCCCACGUCAUGCACUGCUACCUGCAGCGGCUGGGCAUCGGCCUGUCCCCCGCCAUGAGCUACUCUGCCCUGGUCACCAAGACCAACCGCAUCGCGCGGAUCCUGGCCGGCAGCAAGAAGAAGAUCUGCACCAAGAAGCCGCGCUUCAUGUCGGCCUGCGCCCAGCUCAUCAUCGCCUUCCUGCUCAUCCUGCUGCAGCUGGGUAUCAUCGUGGCUCUGUUCCUCAUGGAGCCCCCGCAGGUGAUCCACGACUACCCCAGCAUCCACCAGGUCAACCUGAUCUGCAACACCACCAACCUGGGGGUGGUGGCGCCGCUGGGCUACAACGGCCUGCUCAUCCUCAGCUGCACCUUCUACGCCUUCAAGACCCGCAACGUUCCGGCCAACUUCAACGAGGCCAAGUACAUCGCCUUCACUAUGUACACCACCUGCAUCAUCUGGCUGGCCUUCGUGCCCAUCUACUUCGGCUCCAACUACAAGAUCAUCACCAUGUGCUUCAGUGUCAGCCUCAGUGCCACCGUGGCGCUCUGCUGCAUGUUUGUACCCAAGGUGUACAUCAUCCUGGCCAAGCCGGAGCGCAAUGUGCGCAGUGCCUUCACCACCAGCACCGUGGUGCGCAUGCACGUGGGCGACGGCAAGUCCUCCUCGGCCGCCAGCCGCUCCUCCAGCCUGAUCAACCUGUGGAAGAGGAGAGGCUCCGCCGGGGAGACGCUGAGCUCCAACGGUAAGUCGGUGUCCUGGGCCCAGACGGAGCGCAGCAGCUCCCGGGGGAACCACCUGUGGCAGCGGCUCUCCUUCCACAUCAAGCGCAAGGAGAGCAACCAGACGGCCGUGAUCAAGCCCUUCACCAAGAGCUCGGAGGGCCGCUACUGCGGCGCCGGGGACCUGCCCCCCCACGUGCCCCUGCCCUCCAUGCCCUCCAUGCCCUCCUUCUCCAUGCACACCGACCCGGGCACCGACAAGACCCUGUACGACCUGUCGGAGGACGAGGAGCGCUACCCCAUCGCCUACCGCUCGCAGACGCCCUCGCCCAUCAGCACCGUCAGCCAGCGGCUGGGGGCGGGGCUGGGGGAGGAGCCCCCGGUGUUGAUCGUGCCUCAGUACGGCGGCGUGCCCGUGGUGGGCGGGGUUGCAGGCGGCGUGGUGGGGUGCGUGCCCGGGGGCGUGGCAUGCGUCUCGGUAGGCGGGCCGGCGGUCGCCAGGGGCGACUGUCACGUGGUCGCCGGCGCCGCCGUCGUCCACCCGGGCCAGAGCACCCUGAUGGACCAGAUCAGCUGCGUGGUGAACCGCUUCACCGCCAACAUCUCGGAGCUCAACAGCAUGAUGCUGACCGCCUCGCCCACCCACUCGCACGCGCACACACCCAACGCCACCGCCGCCGCCGACCCCUACCUCCCCCCCGACCCCUACCUCCCCCCCGACCCGUACCACCCCGCCGACCCGUACCACCCCGCCGACCCCUACCACCCCGCCGACCCGUACCUGCUGCCCCGCGACCUCCAGAUGCCCCCCACCCUCAUCGCCUACGCUGACAUCCAGCCCCUCCCCCCCGUGGAGUCCGGCCGCGGCGGCCUCCCCCUCCACAUCCCCCCUCCCCCGCCCCACUCGCCGUACCCGCCCCCUUACCCCGUGCACCAGCACCACCACCACUGUCUCCCGCUGGCCUCCCCCCGGUCCCGCUCCCCCAUGCGGGGGCUGGGCGGCCCCCCGUCCCCCUGCUCCGCCGACUCGCCGCUGCGGCGGGCCGAGCUGGAGGAGGAGCUGAUGAUGGCGCUGACCCCGCCAUCCCCGUUCCGGGACUCCCUGGCGUCCAGCAGCGGCUCCCCCGUCUCGGAGCUGGGCAUGUAUCUCCCGCCGGCGCCCUCCCACCCGCCGCCGUCGCCGCCCUCCCCCCGCUACAGCAGACUGAGCCUGCGGAACUACAGCCAGAGCUCGUCCUCGCUGUGAGGGCCCCGCCCCGCCCGGCCUGCAGGGGAGGGGCCCCGCGGAAACACAGGAGAGCAGAGGAGACGCGGCGACCACACGUCAUGGACCCAGCCAGACAGCCGGUGGAGGGGGAGGGGGGUCGCGGCGAGCUCCUCCUGUCCGUCCCCAGGUGAGGGAGGGGGAUGAGGGGACGGUGCUGCGGUCAUCAGACGGUCACACUGCUGUGUUUGUGUUUACAGUACAUUAAGGGUUUUCAGUGAGGUGCACAUACCGGACCCUGCCACUGUUUCCUAGUGUUGUCUCUCAAGAGAGGGUGAGAGCGAGAGGAGUUAAACUGCCCCCCCCCCCACACACACACACACACACACACACACACACACA